AGAGAGGAGCACCGGGGUCAGCGGCGGCUCUUAGCUUUGGUUUGAACGGGGCACAUCUGUACAGCGCUGCAAUGCUGCUACGAGGAGGAGCUCCUGCUGCUUUAGCUGCACUUUUGUUUUAUUUUUUUUCUCUGAAGCAAGGUGCGGUGCUUGCCUUCAACCUCGACACCAGUCAUGUCAUCAGGAAAGACGGAGAACCGGGGAGCCUGUUCGGGUUCUCUCUCGCCAUGCACCGGCAGCUCAACCCGGACCAACGGAUGCUGUUGAUAGGGGCACCCAGAGCCCGAGCCUUGGGGAAACAGACUGCCAACAUCACAGGAGGCCUCUAUAAAUGUGAAAUCACCCAGACCAAUGACUGUGAGCGUGUUGUGUUUGACAGUGAAGAGAACAUACGAGUUGAGAACAAGGAGAAUCAGUGGAUGGGGGUGACGGUUCAGAGUCAGGGACCUGGAGGAAAGAUUGUGACCUGUGCUCAUCGCUAUCAGAGGCGUCUGUUUGUUAACACGCCUCAGGAGUCCCGGGACAUCACCGGCCGCUGUUAUGUGCUGAGUCAGGACCUGACCAUCGACUCUUCCUCUGAUGAGGACGGAGGAAACUGGAACUUCUGUGAAGGCAGAACCAGAGGUCAUGAGAUGUUUGGAUCUUGUCAGCAGGGUUUGGCUGCCACAUUCACCAAAGACUACCAUUAUGUGGUGUUUGGAGCACCAGGGGCUUACAACUGGAAAGGUAUUGUACGAGUGGAGCAGAAGAACAAUACUCUGCUGGAGAUGGGAGUAUAUGAUGACGGCCCGUAUGAGAUCGGAGAUGAGCAUCUCUCAAACCCUGAGCUUGUGCCUCUACCUGCUAACAGCUACCUUGGGUUUUCUCUUGAUUCGGGGCACAAAAUCACUAGGAGUCGUGGCCUGACGGUGGUGGCUGGAGCACCCAGAGCCAAUCACAGUGGAGCUGUGGUGUUUCUGAGGAAAGAAAAUGAAGCCUCAGGCAGACUUGUGGUGGAGCACACUCUGCAGGGACCUGGACUUGGAUCUUCUUUUGGAUAUGACUUGGCUGUGGUUGACCUGAAUGGUGAUGGAUGGCAGGAUGUGGUCGUAGGAGCCCCUCAGUUCUACAUGAAGGACAGGGACAUCGGAGGAGCAGUUUUUGUUUACAUCAACCAGGCAGGAAGGUGGGAGAGGGUCACCCCUAUUCGUCUAAACGGGACCAAAGACUCCAUGUUCGGACUGGCCGUGGAAAGCAUUGGAGAUCUCAAUCAAGACUCAUUCCAAGAUAUUGCUGUUGGAGCUCCUUAUGAAGACGGCGGGGCAGGAAAAGUCUACAUUUAUCACGGCAGUGCACAAGGAAUCAAAACCACACCUGCACAGAUCCUUUCAGGAAAGCCACACCACAUGAAACUCUUUGGAUACUCCCUGGCUGGGAACAUGGAUUUGGACAGUAAUUCUUAUCCAGACUUGGCUGUAGGCUCUCUGUCUGACUCAGCUCUGAUCUACAGAGCACGGCCAGUCAUCAGCAUCAGGAGAAAUGUCAAAAUAUCUCCACAGGAAAUUGACCUCUCAAUAAAAACCUGUGGAAACAGCAUUUGCUUCACUGUGGACGCUUGCUUCACCUACACAGCAAACCCUGCAUCCUACAACCCAAGACUAACCAUCAGUUACUCAGUGGAGGCAGAUGGAGAUCGCAGGAAACAGGGGCUUCCCUCCAGAGUGACGUUCCUAAACAAAUCUCGUACAGAGGGAGAGCACCAGUUCAAUGGGACCAUAGAUCUCCGCAACCAAAAACAGGAAACGUGCACUAAGCUAGUAGCCAGACUGAAGGAAAAUAUAAAGGACAAAAUGAGAAGCAUUCCCAUUGAGGUGUCUGCAGAAAUCGUGGGCACUAAAAGAAGACAGACAAGGAACAGCCUCCCUCACCUCAUGCCUAUACUAGACUCCUCUCAACCAAAUAAAGACAUCAUUCAGGUAAACUUUGUCAAAGAGGGUUGUGGGAAGGAUCAUGUCUGCCGGAGUAACUUGAAAAUGGACUACAAGUUAUUCUACAAACAAAGCAACCUGGACGUCUACUCUCCAUUACCCAUGAAGAACAGCGUCCCCAUGUUUCAUCUGAACUAUGACAGGAAGGAUCUGGCUCUGCGGGUGACGGUCGACAACAUAAACGGAGACGAUGCUUACGAGGCAAAGCUACUGGGGACUUUCCCACAAACACUCUCAUAUUCUGGAGUGCGGUCAUAUCAAACAACGGUGGAUAAGCCAAUUAUCUGCACAGCCAAUCAGAGCGGCUCUCAAGCAGACUGUGAUUUGGGGAAUCCUUUUAAAAGAGACUCACAAACAACAUUUUACAUCAUCCUGAGCACAGUGGGCAUGACUCUGGACACCACUGAGGUAGAUGUUGACCUUCAUCUCCAAACUACAAGUGUGCAGGAAAACAUUGUUCCUGUUAGAGUGAAGGUCAGAGUUAUGAUUGAACUGCCUUUAUCUGUCAGUGGGGAGGCCAGCCCAAAUCAGGUUUCUUUUGGAGGUGUGGUGAAAGGUGAAAGCGCGAUGAAAACGGAAGAAGAGAUCGGAAGUUUGAUCAAUUAUACGUUCAAAAUAAACAACUUAUGGAAGACAUUGACACCUUCAGUCAAAGCCUCACUUCACAUUCAGUGGCCAAAAUACAACAAAGAUGGAAAAUGGCUUCUGUACCUGGUGAAGGUCACAUCUACAGGACCACAGGACGUCCACUGCUUUCCAGAGUCUGAAUUCGGCUCUCUCAAACACAUAAAGGAGUCGUCUGUGUCCAGAGCAAAACGUGAAAUUGGAGAAAGAAAAAGUGUUGGGAAAAUGCUGUCGCUGUCUGGGAAAAGUAAAGUUCUGACGUGUGACAGUGAAAUCAAAUGUGUGGUGCUCAAGUGCCCCCUUCAGGGCUUGGACGGUACUGCGGUUGAACUGAGGUCUCGUCUCUGGAACUCAACCUUCAUCGAGGAUUACACCUCUCUCUCACAUUUGCGUAUCGUGGUGAAGGCCUCUCUCGUCCUCCACACUCAGGCUAAAAACAUCAUCCUGAGAACUCCUGACACUGAUGUGACACUGACCGUGUCCCCAGACAGCAAAGUAGCUCAGCACAGUGGAGUUCCCUGGUGGAUCAUCCUGGUUGCUGUUCUCGCAGGAAUACUGAUUUUGGCUUUGCUGGUGCUUCUGCUGUGGAAGUGUGGAUUCUUCCAACGCUCCAAACAAGAGGACAGCGUCCCUCGCUAUCAUGCUGUGCGGAUCAAAAAGGAAACCCCGGAGUGCAAAGAUGGAAAAGUCAAACUGGAUCCUUUUGAUAAAAAACAGUGGAUGACGACUUGGACUGACAAUGAAAGCUACUCAUGAAGGAUUCACAGAAACAGGACCAGAGUUUUAAUGAGUUUCUAGACCUGAACACACUGAACUUAAAUUUUUGUUCCUUUAGUGAACAUGUCUGUGAAUUUCAGGAACUAGUCACGUUCCUAUAUUUGAGUUUUUUUGUACACUGUAUAGAUGAUUACAUGUUUUUUGUAAAUUUUGUACAUAUUUAAAUGCUUUCACACACUGUAUAUUUAUUUUUUAUAAAUAAUGUCAUGCAGCCAAAGAGUUUUUCAGUCUUAUGUGUGACCUAAAGCUGAAGUUAACUUUGUAUGAAGCUAUACUGUCUAAAAGAAGCGCUGACGUCUAUGCAAGGAAGGUACAGCUAUAGCUGACUUUAAUAUGAAUGUAAAUCACCCUGUUUGUGAGGUGUUUUAUGUCUUUUCAGGACUUUCAAACAACAAAAAAACAGCUUCUAUCAUCUUUGGAAUACAUUUUAGGUACAUCAUCACUUUACAAUAACUAAAGCUGUAUAAAUCAGCAUGGCUCAGUCUAGAUGUCACUGUUUUUUCUCUGCGCUGCACUGUAGUGGCACUCAGGUAGCACCAACUGUACUGUAGGUCAUCACUGAAAUCAAAUGUUUGUUCUGUGUGGAGUCCAAAGGGAAGACGUGACAAGCAAAAAAUGUCUUUAUAGAAAAAAAAGAAAGUGAAUGUUUUUAUGAAUUGUCAAAUGUAAUAAAAAAAUGCUUAAAAU
Messenger RNA from Cheilinus undulatus (humphead wrasse), 4055 nucleotides. It is a transcript of the gene itga6a, whose product is annotated as integrin, alpha 6a. The transcript has 25 exons. Gene Ontology annotation, molecular function: integrin binding. The record is from RefSeq and is a predicted model, not a curated record. The coding region runs from base 72 to 3347 and encodes 1091 amino acids. Gene Ontology annotation, cellular component: external side of plasma membrane; integrin complex. NCBI's taxonomy places the organism in Eukaryota, Metazoa, Chordata, Actinopteri, Labriformes, Labridae. Gene Ontology annotation, biological process: cell-cell adhesion; cell-matrix adhesion; leukocyte migration.